AUGAGCGACUUCCAAGAACUAAGUGCUAAGUUCCGCGUUGCCGCUGCUACCAAGAAGCGCGACUUUAAGGCUACUAAGGCAUCCUACGUCUCCGUCGCUGCGAAGCCAGCGAAGAAGCGCACUGUCAUUCCGCAAGCUCACACUCGCACUAGUAAGGGUGCUAAGCAGGUCGAUAAUCUGCCGGACCCUCCUAAGUUCGAUAAGAACGACCCGUUCGGUAGUCUUGGUCAGCCUGGAACUAGCAGUAGUAGUAGUAGUUUCAGCUUUAACGGAGCAGGCGGUAGUAAUUACGGCCUUGACGGAGCAGGCCUAGGGCCCUCUUACAUCGACAACUCCGGCACUCUAUCGAAGGCCCUCGCUCGCCGCCUUAACAACGCCUCCCUUCAGCAGCGCAACCGCUCCCUUCAGCAGCGCAACCCCUCCUCCGCACUAUUCCGCAACCCAUCUUCUACUUAG
This is a messenger RNA of Zymoseptoria tritici IPO323, 456 nucleotides long. RefSeq lists its product as uncharacterized. Bases 1 to 456 code for a protein of 151 amino acids. The transcript has a single exon. Lineage: Eukaryota; Fungi; Ascomycota; Dothideomycetes; Mycosphaerellales; Mycosphaerellaceae. The record is from RefSeq and is a predicted model, not a curated record.